AUGCCCUCCCUCACCACCAAAGCCAAGCUUCUCGGCAAACAGAUCAUCGGUUACCCUGAAGCCACUGUCCCUGUCGUCACCGUCGCGGACUGGACGCGACAGCAUACCACGAAACAGCCAGCGAACGCAGUGGUGCGCUAUCUGCAGAGUCUGUUCCCCAUUCUGCAAUGGAUCAGUCGGUACAACCUCGGAUGGCUGUACGGUGAUGUCAUCGCCGGCUUGACGGUCGGCAUCGUGGUCGUCCCCCAGAGCAUGUCUUAUGCCCAGAUCGCCACGCUUCCCACGCAGUACGGUCUCUACUCCGCUUUUGUGGGAGUCGCCGUCUAUUGCCUCUUCGCCACCUCCAAGGAUGUCUCCAUCGGCCCCGUCGCAGUCAUGUCCCUCACCGUCUCCCGUAUCAUCGCCCAUGUCGAGGCUCACCACCCCGGACAAUGGGACGGUCCUCAGAUUGGUACCACCGUCGCUUUCAUUUGCGGCUUCAUCGUGCUCGGCGUCGGCCUCCUGAGGUUAGGCUGGCUCGUGGAGCUUAUCCCCGCGCCCGCCGUCAGUGGGUUCAUGACCGGAUCUGCGAUCAGUAUCGCCGCUGGCCAAGUCCCCGGACUGCUCGGAGAGUCCGGCUUCGACACCCGCGCUGAGACCUACAAGGUUAUCAUCAACUGCUUCAAGUUCUUGCCCCAUACACAACUCGACGCCGCGUUUGGGAUCACCGGUCUUGUCUGCCUGUACGGGUUUCGCAUAGUGUGCGACUGGUUGGGAGCCCGUUACCCCCGUCGGAAGCGCUUCUUCUUCUUCCUCUCCGUCUUCCGCAACGCCUUCGUCAUUGUCGUCCUGACCAUCGCGUCCUGGCUGUACUGCCGCCACCGCCGCAGUGCGUCCGGGAAAUAUCCGAUCAGGAUCCUUGAGACCGUGCCGCGCGGGUUCCAGCACGUCAAAUCUCCUGUUAUCGACCCCGAGCUGUUGUCCGCCAUGGCUGGCGAGCUCCCUGUCGCGACCAUCAUCCUCCUGCUCGAGCACAUCGCCAUUUCGAAGUCUUUUGGCCGCCUGAAUGGUUACAAAAUUAACCCCAACCAGGAGCUCAUCGCCAUCGGGGUCACCAACACUGUUGGGUCUGUAUUCGGCGCGUACCCCGCCACCGGCUCCUUCUCCCGCUCCGCGCUCAAGUCCAAGUCCGGCGUGCGCACCCCCGCCGCGGGCAUCCUCACCGCGCUCGUCGUCAUCGUCGCGCUCUACGGCCUCACCCCCGCCUUCUUCUGGAUCCCCAACGCGGCGCUCUCCGCGGUCAUCAUCCACGCCGUCGCCGACCUCGUCGCGUCCCCGCGCCAGGUGUACUCCUUCUGGCGCGUCUCGCCGCUCGAGUGGCUGAUCUGGGUCGCCGCCGUGCUCGUCACCGUCUUCUCCUCGAUCGAGAACGGGAUCUACACCUCCAUCUGCGCCUCGCUCGUGCUGCUCAUCAUCCGCGUCGCGCACCCGCGCGGCAGCUUCCUGGGCAAGGUCACGCUGCGCACCGCGGGGGCGCGCGACGGCGCCGACGGCGAGACGCGCGAGGUCUUCGUCCCGAUGACGCCCGCGCCGAAGGUGAAGGUGACGCCGCCGGCGCCGGGGAUCGUGGUGUACCGCUUCCAGGAGAGCGUCCUGUACCCGAACACGUCGCAGCUGAACGACGUGCUCGUCGACUGGGCGAAGACGAACACGCGGCGCGGGCUGGACAUGACCACGGUCCGGAUGAGCGACCGGCCGUGGAACGACCCGGGGCCGCGCCCGGGCCACGACGAGAACGCGGAGAACAUGGCGAAGCCGGCGCUGCACGCGAUCGUGCUCGACUUCUCUGCGGUGUCUCACAUCGACACGACCGGCGUGCAGUCCCUCAUCGACACGCGCACGGAGGUCGAGCGGUGGGCGGACGGCCCGGUCGAGUUCCACUUCGCCUCCGUGCUCUCGCCCUGGAUCCGCCGCGCGCUCGUCGCGGGCGGCUUCGGCGUCGGCGCCGUCCACGCGCACGUCCCGACCGAGAUCGCGCCCGUGGUGCCCUACCGCGGCGGGCGCACGCGGGUCGAAUCGCAGGGGAAGAGCGCGGACGUCGAGGAGGCCGUCGAGGGCGUGGAGGCGGACGAGGCGGACGCGCCGAUCGUGUCGGAGGAGACGCCCUUCUUCCACCUCGACCUCGCCGCGGCGGUGCGCGCGGCGGAGGCGGGCCUGAGCCGGAGCCGGACCGCGGCGUCGUCGACGUCGAGCAUCUCCAGUCCGGUGCCGGGGAAGAAGACGGCGGCAGAGGUGGUCGUGUCGGUGUAA
Messenger RNA from Epithele typhae, 2289 nucleotides. RefSeq names its product sulfate permease. Gene Ontology annotation, cellular component: membrane. Gene Ontology annotation, molecular function: sulfate transmembrane transporter activity. The record is from RefSeq and is a predicted model, not a curated record. NCBI's taxonomy places the organism in Eukaryota, Fungi, Basidiomycota, Agaricomycetes, Polyporales, Epitheliaceae. Gene Ontology annotation, biological process: transmembrane transport. The transcript is spliced from 10 exons. Bases 1 to 2289 code for a protein of 762 amino acids.